AUGGCUUUGUUUGCUGUGGCUCGAAAUGGAUCAUCGAUAUUGAAUGAAGCGCAAAGUGACGAAUUGACAACAUUCUAUAAAUAUAUCACACAACGAAUGAAAAUCGAGUAUGAGAACGAAACGGUCUAUUACAAGAGUGGUCUUUGUGAGCCAUUCUGCGAAUUCAAUGCACAACUUUGGAAUAUUCUUGUAGGUUUUCUUUCGUGGAAUAUUCCAGUGAAUAUUACCAAAUGGGGAAAGUGA
Messenger RNA from Anisakis simplex (herring worm), 243 nucleotides. The record is from the annotation of a GenBank genome assembly. NCBI's taxonomy places the organism in Eukaryota, Metazoa, Nematoda, Chromadorea, Rhabditida, Anisakidae.